Molecule: messenger RNA, 984 nt
Organism: Saccharomyces cerevisiae S288C
Lineage: Eukaryota; Fungi; Ascomycota; Saccharomycetes; Saccharomycetales; Saccharomycetaceae
Gene: SAM37
Product: SAM complex subunit SAM37
Exons: 1
Coding region: 1-984 (327 amino acids)
Cellular component (GO): SAM complex; mitochondrion; mitochondrial outer membrane
Source: RefSeq, marked reviewed
AUGGUUAAAGGUAGUGUGCAUUUAUGGGGAAAGGAUGGCAAAGCAUCGUUGAUUUCAGUGGACAGCAUUGCGCUUGUAUGGUUUAUCAAGUUAUGUACUUCAGAAGAGGCAAAGAGUAUGGUUGCGGGAUUGCAGAUCGUAUUCUCAAACAAUACAGACCUAUCAUCAGAUGGAAAACUACCAGUGUUAAUUUUAGAUAAUGGAACGAAAGUAUCUGGUUACGUGAACAUCGUACAAUUCUUACAUAAAAAUAUAUGUACUAGCAAAUAUGAGAAAGGUACGGAUUAUGAAGAAGAUUUAGCAAUUGUUAGAAAAAAGGAUCGCCUUUUAGAGUAUUCCCUAUUGAAUUAUGUUGACGUUGAAAUUUCCAGACUAACGGACUACCAGCUCUUUUUGAACACCAAAAAUUACAAUGAAUAUACCAAGAAGUUGUUUUCAAAAUUGCUAUAUUUUCCUAUGUGGUAUAAUACGCCAUUGCAACUAAGAUCGCAAGCACGUGAAAAUUGUGAGGAGAUUAUAGGCUCACUGACCCUUGAGGAUGAUGAAGAAUUUGUAGAAAGUAAAGCAAUGGAGUCAGCCUCGCAACUAGCACAAUCAAAGACCUUCAAAAUUGCGCAUAAGAACAAAAUUAAGGGUAAGCAAGAGCUACAACAGGUGAAAUAUAAUCUUCAAUUUGAUAAUAGACUACAGAGUUGCGUCAGCAAUUGGUUGGCUGCCCGUAAAAAACUGGAUGAUUCUGUAAUACUUUCCUCCGACCUUCUUUUCCUUGCAAAUCUUUACGUUCAGUUAGGCCUACCUGAUGGUAACCGCAUCCGUUCAAAACUGGAACAAACCUUUGGAAGUGAAUUAUUGAAUAGUAUGUCGAACAAAAUUGAUGACUUCGUCCAUAGACCAAGUAAUAACUUGGAGCAAAGAGAUCCUCAAUUUAGAGAGCAAGGAAACGUUGUGAUGUCAUUAUAUAAUUUAGCCUGUAAAUACAUAUAA